Raphanus sativus (radish) is the source of this 2340-nucleotide messenger RNA. RefSeq names its product probable LRR receptor-like serine/threonine-protein kinase At4g31250. The transcript is spliced from 3 exons. The coding region runs from base 1 to 2058 and encodes 685 amino acids. Gene Ontology annotation, biological process: protein phosphorylation. The record is from RefSeq and is a predicted model, not a curated record. Lineage: Eukaryota; Viridiplantae; Streptophyta; Magnoliopsida; Brassicales; Brassicaceae. Gene Ontology annotation, molecular function: protein kinase activity; ATP binding.
AUGAUCCGUCAUGACAAACCUGCUGUGGUAUGUUUAUCCUCUCUUUUAGUAUUACUCGCCUUCAGCUUCACCGUUCCUAUCUCCGGGAACGGUGACGCUGAUGCUCUUUUGAAGUUCAAGUCAUCUCUCGUGAACGCCACCGUCCUCACCGGGUGGGACUCUAACGAUCCUCCUUGCACCGGGAAAAAAGGAAGCGACUCGAAAUGGAAAGGAGUGAUGUGUUCCGCAGGCGUCGUCUACGCUCUCCGUCUCGAGAACAUGAGCCUCGCGGGGACGCUUGACGUGCAAGCGCUUGGGUCGAUGCGGAGUCUCAGGAGCGUCAGCUUCAUGCGCAACCGUUUCGAAGGUCCGAUACCGAGUGGACUCGGCGGGCUUGCAUUUCUAGUGCAUCUUUACUUGGCGCAUAACCGGUUCUCGGGAGAGAUCGACGGUGGUUUGUUUGCCGGAAUGAAGGAUCUUGUGAAGGUUCAUCUUGAAGGAAACAUGUUUUCCGGUGAUAUUCCCGAGUCGUUGGGGAAACUGCCGAAGCUGACUGAGGUUAAUCUUGAGGAUAAUUUGUUCACCGGGAAGAUACCACCGUUUGAUCAGAGUAAUCUCGUUACCGUUAACGUUGCUAACAAUCGAUUAGAGGGUCGUAUUCCGUUUAAUCUUGGCCUCAUGAACAUCACCUUCUUCUUAGGUAACAAGGGGCUGUGUGGACCGCCUUUGCUUCGCUGCAGAUACACUGGUCCGCCGUUGGUCACGGUGUUUCUCCUCGCCCUGACCGUCCUCGCCGUCGUAGUCCUCAUAACCGUCUUCUGCUCCGUUUGCAUCCUCAGCCGUCGUCAACGCAAAGGAGGGAACGAACACGAUCACGCCCCUCAAAGCCACGGACUCGGCACAAUCUAUGGACCAACCGAGCAACAACAACAAAGUGAGAAGAGCUCGCAAGACUCCAAGGUGUACAGGAAGCUAGCCAACGAAGUCGUGAAGCGAGACUCAACAGCAACAUCAUCAUCAGUGUUAUCCGAGAGAGGUCUGCCUCGAGAGGAAGAUCACAAGGGAGGAGGAGGAGGAGAUCAACGGAAGCUGCAUUUCGUUAGGAACGAUCAGGAGAAGUUCACGCUCCAGGAUAUGCUCCGUGCGUCGGCGGAGGUUCUCGGAAGCGGGGGGUUCGGAUCGUCGUACAAGGCGGCUCUGACGAGCGGGCGUGCGGUGGUUGUGAAGAGGUUUAGGUUUAUGAGUAAUAUCGGGAGGGAAGAGUUUUACGAUCAUAUGAAGAAGAUCGGACGGUUGUCUCACCCUAAUCUCCUUCCGUUGAUCGCGUUCCACUACAGGAAAGAUGAGAAGCUUUUCGUCACUGAUUACAUUCCCAAUGGCAGCCUCGCCAAUCUCCUCCAUGCGAACCGGACACCCGGUCAGGUGGUUUUGGAUUGGCCGAUCCGGCUAAAGAUUGCAAGAGGAGUCACCAGAGGUUUAGCUUACCUCUACAGAACAUUCCCUGAUCUGAACCUCCCUCACGGCCAUCUCAAAUCAUCAAACGUCUUGCUCGACCACGACUUCGAGCCGCUACUAACGGACUACGCUCUCGUGCCGGUGGUCAACAAAGAUCAAUCUCACCAGUUCAUGGUGGCGUACAAGUCACCAGAGUUCACUCAGCAAGACAGGACAUCGAGAAAGUCUGACGUCUGGAGCUUGGGAAUCUUAAUCCUCGAGAUACUGACGGGGAAGUUUCCGGCGAACUAUCUCCGGCAAGGGAAGGGAGCUGAUGACGAGCUAGCUGCAUGGGUUGAGUCAGUAGCGAGAACAGAGUGGAAUGCUGACGUGUUUGACAAGGAGAUGCAUGCAGGGAAAGAACAGGAAGGGCAGAUGUUGAAGCUGCUCAAGAUUGGGUUGAGAUGUUGUGACUGGGACGUGGAGAGGAGAAUUGAGCUUCACGAGGCUGUUGAUCGGAUAGAGGAAGUUGAUCACAGAGAGGCGGGUGGAAGUCAAGAGAGUUUUCGAUCUUCGUACGUGACUGCUAGUGAUGGUGAUAAUCGUUUUUCAAGAGCCAUGACUGGGGAUUUCUCGCUCGUGUAAUAGCUUCCUUCGCCUGUCUCUAACUAUUGUCUCAUUGGUGGUUGUUGUGUCUCUGUUUGUAGGUUAAAGACUUGUCACUUCUUAUUUGCAUGCAAUUAUUUUCUUAGUUAUGGUUGAUGAUCAAUGAUGAGUAAGCUUCAAGCUUUUGUUUCUUUUGUGAAUACGCGUGCCCUUUUGUUUGGUAUCAUCUAGACGCAAAAAAAAAUGAAUUUUUCUUUAAUGUUCAUUUCUUUUUCAACUUGUCCACUGUUGAGAUAAGAAAGAAUAUUAAUUUAUGGUUUU